AGGAGGGGGCCGGGGGCCCGGAUUCCUGGGUCCUGGCACCCACCCGUAGAACCGACCUUGCGGGGCCUUCGCCGCACACAAGCUCGAGUCUGUGGGUCCGUGUCGGGGGCUCACCAUCGCGGCUGGGGUCUUCCCGGCCCUCCCCGCCCUCCCUGGUCCUCCUGGCCCCCAUCUGUCCGUCCAUCCGUCUGUCUGUCCACCUGCCGCGCCCCCCGGGCUGAGGUAGGAGGUUGUAUAGUUGAGGAGGACACCCACGGAGAUCACUAUACGGCCUCCUAGCUUUCCCCAGGCUGCGCCCUGCACGGGACGCCCGGCGGGGACCCCAGCCCCGGACCGCUGCCCCAUGCCGGGGGGACCCUGGGUGGAGGAGCUGGGCUGUCUCUCCAUCUCCACUGUGUCUCUGGAGUCUUCUGUGUGUCUGCACAGCGGCCUCUCAGACUCUGUCUUCAUCUCUCUCUUACUGUGUUUUCUGGCAUCCCUCCAUGUCUCAGCUCCUGUCUCUCGGGAUCUCACAGUACCUCUGUGCCAUCUCCACUCUGACCCCACACCCCCACCCCACGCCAGUGCCUGUCAGGCCACCCCACACCACACUGCCGGCCUCUGGGUCCCUGAGACCCUUUAACCUGUGAGGACAUCCAGGGUCACAGGUGAGGUUCUUGGGAGCCUGGCGUCCGGACCAACCACAAGCCUGGGGAUUGCCCACCUGACCCCUGGCCGCUCACACCCUUUCUCCUGGAAAACCCAGAGCUUGACGUUUGGCCAGCCACAGAAAUCCGACCUCUGACCCUAGACCACGUGCCCCUCCCCCCCACCAUGGUGACCUCACAAAGGUCACCAGCUUCUCCCCGGGCCUAGACCCUCCACUAUGGCCCUGCUGGCCCAAGACAGCGCUGUCCCGUGUGCCCUGGUGGCCCUCACGGUCUUCAGGGCCCCCGCCUGGGCCUGUCUGAUCUGCUUCACAUCCUAUAAGGAACGCACCCGCAUCUGCCAGAUCUUUGCUGGUAUACAGGGCCCCGAGCUGCAGAAAUGUCAGGAGGCAUUCAGCAGCGCCUUUGCGGACCUCGCCGACAUUGAAAUCAACUACGAUGACAGAAGCCAUCUGCAUGACGCCUUCACCCAGAUGACCCACUCUCUCCAGGAGAUAGCUGCCGCCCAGGGCUCCUUUAACGUUGCUUUCCCUGAUGCUGCCGAGAAAAUGCGGAAGGUCAUUAUGAAGCUUAAAGGAGCCCAGGCCUGCGUCCCUCCCUGCGGGUUCCAGGAUGUCGCCCGGCGUUUCCUCUGCUACGGGUGCUACUCCAAGGCCUGCAACUUCCCGCUGGACUGCCCAGGUGAGAGGCGGGGCCUGGAAGGAGAAGAAACGGACUUGACGGUGACUCGGGGUCAGCAGGCUAAGUUCUCCUGCACUGUGAACUUCCAACUGCCUAAGGAGGAAAUCACUUAUUCCUGGAAGUUCGCAGGAGGAGGUCUCCGGACGCAGGACCAGUCCUACUUCCGAGACAUCCCGCGGGCCCAAGGAUACCUGGCGCGGAUCCGGCCGGUGCAGCCCACGCACAGCGGGACCUUCUCUUGCUCCAUCCUGCACGACCAGCGCCCAGUGGCGCGGCUCUACUUUUUUCUUAACGUGACCAGUGCGCCCCCGCGUGGGGAGAUCGAGCUCCAGGUCUCCUUUCGGAAAGUGCUGCGCUGGGCGCCGAAGGAGACAGAGACGUUGGAACCAUGGAGGCCAAGCCUGGGCGAGCUGCUGGCCAGGCCCGAGGCUCUGACGCCGGGCAACCAGUGCCUGCUCGCGGCCCUCGCAGCCGUAGCAUCAGCCAGUGCGACCCUUAUGGUGUGAUUCUUUCCAUCUUUGAAGGUGGUCAGUACCGUCGCAGGUAGCAGGAGAGGCAGCGUACCCCAGAUACGUUCAGGCGGAUAGGCUCCUAAUGACGGGAGUAUGUAGAGUUGUCACAGUGCAAGGGCCUGUGCUGAGGGCUUUAGGUGCAAGCCCAGACCCUUCCCGGGAUUUCUGGCAGUCUCUCUGACAUUGCAGCCUGCAGAAGACACCCUCAAAUAGAGUCCUUGAUGUCUCCUUGAAAGCCCGUGCCUCCCUGAGGCUUUCCUGCUAAAGGCACCCCCGUCCACCCAGCUGCUCCCCCAGAAACCUAAGUUUAAUUCCUCCUCCUCUCCGGUUUUCAUGCCUGAGCCUUUUUAACUCCUAAACAUCUUGUGCAGCUGCCCUCUCUCUGUGGUCCCAGUCACCAUCAUCUCUUGCCUGGAUCACUGCAGCAGCAUCCCCACUCGCCCCCCUGCCUCGACUCGGCCUUGCCCCGCUGCAGUCCGUCUUCCACAUAGCAGCCAGAGUAAUAUUUUAAUGUAUGUCAGAUCAGGGGCGCCUGGGUGGCUCAGUCCGUUAAGGGUCCAGCGCUGGAUUUUGGCUCAGGUCAUGAUCUCACAGUUCAUGGGAUCGAGCCCUACAUCAGGCCCUGUGCUGACAGCAUGGAGCCUGCUUGGGAUUCUCUCUCCCUCUCUGCUCCUUUCCCCUGUUCAUGCUCUCUCUCAAAAUAAAUAAAGUUAAAAAAAUAA
Molecule: messenger RNA, 2562 nt
Organism: Acinonyx jubatus (cheetah)
Lineage: Eukaryota; Metazoa; Chordata; Mammalia; Carnivora; Felidae
Gene: SPACA6
Product: sperm acrosome associated 6
Exons: 9
Coding region: 866-1834 (322 amino acids)
Biological process (GO): fusion of sperm to egg plasma membrane involved in single fertilization
Source: RefSeq, a predicted model, not a curated record